Carcharodon carcharias (great white shark) is the source of this 5981-nucleotide messenger RNA. RefSeq names its product SH2 domain-containing protein 3C-like. The coding region runs from base 340 to 3345 and encodes 1001 amino acids. Gene Ontology annotation, molecular function: guanyl-nucleotide exchange factor activity; phosphotyrosine residue binding. The record is from RefSeq and is a predicted model, not a curated record. The transcript is spliced from 14 exons. NCBI's taxonomy places the organism in Eukaryota, Metazoa, Chordata, Chondrichthyes, Lamniformes, Lamnidae. Gene Ontology annotation, biological process: positive regulation of peptidyl-serine phosphorylation; small GTPase-mediated signal transduction.
CCUCUGACUGCACCAUUCUAUCUGACUCCCCUCGGCAUUCUUCACAUCACUUGACCUUCACCCCUUGCGAUGUCCAGAGUUCCUGUGGAGAAGCAACUGAGGCUCAGCUUGUCCAGAACUGAGACAAAGCAUCCACUGUCCAUGUCUGUCUGAGACAUUCCAGCCACCGACUACUGCCUCUGUUAAAUAGCACCGGGAGUUUCCGAACAAGGGGGAGAAGUCUGAUUUCAGUAGCGACAUCGGAGAGAUCUGCUCCAUACAGACUCGCAACCAUCAGACUACUUUUACUGCCAAAUUAUAGAGUUCGGAUAUCCAAGAAACAGACAACAUCCCUCAACCAUGUCCGGCAUCCAUAUUUACCCCAAACACGAGAAAUACAGAGUGCAUCUACCGUCUUUCACUGCUUUUCCAAAUGAGAGGAAACCUCUAACAACAGGAACCACCAUGAGUUUGAAAAAACUGAAGUUCUUUAAGUUUAAGGGUUUCGGCAGUUUAACCAACAUCCCACGCAACCUGUCAUUACGACGAUCUUCAAGCAGUUCAAUUGAUGACAAGAAGAAACGGUUGAAAGAGAACCACCUGGGCCUCCAGAUUCACCCAGAGAUAGGACAGGAAACAGUAGACGAUUUGGAAACUAUACCACGGAGUCCUAGCUAUGCCCACUCAAGCGAAAUGUACACCUACAUUGGCACAAUGCCACGCCGAAACUCUAACAGGGUGCAGAAACCAGUCAAAACUACCAGUACUUCAGAUGGACAGGCUGCAGGAAGGAGUAGGCUGGGACCUCUGCCACCAUUGCCAAACAGCGACCAAAAUGAGCCACCAGAAAAGGUACCUGCCCUGGGCGAGUCAGACAAGGAAGCCAAACCAGCUCAGGGAUGUCCAAGUCCCAGUUGUUCAAAGCCAUUGUUCUCGGAUUCCAAACCAGCAAUGUCAAACUCCACCAACUCCUCACCCAAAUCAACUACUCUUCAAAAUAUGAGUGAUGAGUCCAAGCCAGUUGAACCAGGACUCAUGGAUUUCCCAAGAAAGUUAAGCGAGCCAGGAAAUGGAGAUGGUCAGACCAAAGCACUUUCUGCUAAAGACGAGGCUGGACAGCUUAAUCCAACGUCAUCAGAAACUGUUGAUAACAAGAGUGAGCUGGUCAAUGACAGUAACCUACAGAACAUGGAUUCCAAGUCGGAAUAUGUGAAGUUUUCAAAAGACAAAUACAUCCUGGAUUCCAGCCCUGAGAAGCUGCACAAAGAGUUGGAGGAGGAGCUGAAACUGAGUAGCACAGAUCUGCGAAGUCAUGCCUGGUACCAUGGGCGCAUCCCACGGGAGGUUUCCGAGAACCUGGUGCAGAAGAAUGGGGAUUUCCUCAUCCGUGACUCACUCACGUGUGUCGGGGAUUAUGUGCUGACCUGCCGAUGGAGGAACGAGCCUCUCCACUUCAAAAUAAACAAGGUGAUGAUCAAACCUAAUGAAACGUACACGCGCAUCCAAUACCUGUUCGAGCGGGAGAGCUUCGACAAUAUCCCAGCCCUGGUCAGGUUUUACAUCGGCAACCGUAAGCCCGUCUCCGAGCAGAGCGGCGCGAUCAUCUACACUCCCAUCAACCGCACUCUCCCACUCCGCUACCUGGAAGCCAGUUACGGACUGUCCAAUGGGAAGCACGGUAUGACCCACCCUCCAACCAAUCAGAAAGGCGGAUACAUCAAGAGGCGGAGUGUGACUAUGACGGACGGUCUGACGUCCGACAAGAUUAUCCGAAGUGACAGCUGUGGCAACAGCAUUCCGUCACCACAUCACAAGGAAACAAUCCGGAAUUUUGCUCUCAGUAUGGAUCAAAUCAAGGAUAUUCACCAUGGAAUGUCUCCAGUGAAUGAGAUUCCCUUGUCUCCAGAAUAUAGCACAAGCUUGAAGCACAAAAGCCAGCUAGGCCGAGUGGCAAGAAUGGCGCCAUCAUCGCCAGUGCUGCAACGGCCCAGUGAGCCUCAGCUUAGCUCACCGAUUGGUAAUAGACUGUGUCAGGACUCUAAUAGGGAAGGCCCCCCAGAGGUCUCGAGUGGGCCUCAUUGUAACAGCACACAUUCCUCCCCAUUGCAUGGCUCCUUACAGUCGGCCCAGAGAAAGGCAUCGGAUAGCUUCAAAGAGUCAGAACACACCCACUACUGUGAGCUGCGACCCUCGUCGCCCAUUGACUGGGAGAGGCAGCAGCUGGAACUGGCCCUCAAGCAAAGUCAAAUGAUGGCAAAGAGCUACGUGGAGAGGUUGAAAGUUGAGGAAAAUCCCAACGUCUCCAGCUGGCAAUCUGAGACAAGCUUCGGGAUCCUGGAAACAGAAACGUACCUCGGUCCGAUGCCAGCUUGCGUGAAAGAGAAGGAGGGGCUGCAGCGCCAUUCAUUCACAGCUCCAGUCAUUGAGCUGGUGUCUUCCUUCAAGCUGAAUGGAUACCAGUCGAUACUCAUUCCCUUGGAGAACAAGCCUCUCGAGAUGUCCGUGCUAAAGAAAGUCAAGGAGCUGUUGGCCGAGGAGGAUCCAAAAACUACAGCGAAGCACAUCACAAAAGUAGACUGCAUGGUCGCUAGGAUACUGGCAGUUUCUAAGGAACUGCAGAAGCAGAUGGGAGUGAGCUCAGGGCUGGAGUUACUCACUCUUCCCCACGGGCACCAGCUUCGGCUCGACUUGUUGGAACGGUUCAAUACCAUGGCGAUCAUGAUGGCAGUGGAUAUUCUAGGCUGCACUGGCAGUACAGAGGAACGGGCAGCCCUCCUGCAUAAAACUAUCCAGCUGGCUGCUGAACUGAAGAGCAAUAUGGGAAAUAUGUUUGGCUUUGCUGCUGUGAUGAAAGCGUUGGAAAUGCCUCAGAUUUCAAGGCUCGAGCAAACGUGGAUGACUCUUCGACAGAGACACACAGAGGGAGCGAUUCUCUACGAGAAGAAACUGAAGCCCUUCAUGAAAAACAUGAAUGAAGGAAGAGAGGUAUCGCCGCUGACCAACACGACCUUUCCUCACGUGGUUCCCCUCAUCACUCUGCUUGAACGUAACGUGGUGAAUGCUGACAACCUGGAGGCGUGGGAGGUCAGUGAAAGCGGUGUCGAGGUAGUUAUGUCACAUCUGGAGGCUGCAAGGACGAUUGCACAUCACGGGGGCCUGUACAGGACAAACGCCGAACUGAAACUACAAGGAUUUCAGGAAAAUGAACAAGUUCUUGAAAUAUUCAAGACAGAAUUCCAGAUGCGGUUGUUGUGGGGGAGCCGAGGGGCAGAAGGCAACCAGGUUGAGCGAUAUGAAAAAUUUGACAAGGUCCUAAGCGCACUUUCAAACAAGCUGGAGCCUCCAGUCCGUCACAGUGAAUUGUAGCUUGGGGGGGGGCGGGGGAAAAAUCACAAAGAUUCUUAAAAAAUAGUACAAGUUUGGUUAAAGGGAACAAUCACUGAACAGAAACUUCCUAGUUUUGUAUGAAAUUUGCUUCUAUUUUUUUUUAAAUUCCCAAGUGUUUGAUUGGCAGAGCACUGUCUUGUUAAUGCUACUUGUGAUUCACAAGUGGCUAUGUGCACUGAAUCACAAAGUAACAGAAAGACAUGGAAGUGGAGGGAGCAGAUUCCAAAUAGCAGUUAACUUUUUUUUUGGCCGAUCAUAAGGAUUUCUGACUCAUUCUUCUCAUUUUUGAGCUUAAGGAGUUUUGAAAAAUGCCAUGUGCCAACUGAUAAAGUCAUCAUCCACUUUGUACUGAACUGUACAGAUCAGGAAAAUCUAUGGCUCGAUCCUUGAUUUGUGUCACAUGAGCUUCACCUCAGCCAGGUGAGCACCGAGGGACUACAAAAAAGUAUCAGCAAUCUUUAUUUUGGACGCAGGAUAAAAAUAAGCUGCGAUUGUUAUCCGGUGAUCCUUCCUGGAAAGUGAAUCCACAGAUAAGCUUGGGCUCAGCUGUGGUCAAUUGAGGGAAAUAAACUUGAGGGGCCAUGGGAAUAGAGUAGAGGAAUGGGACUGAUUGCAUUGCUCUACAGAGAGCUGGCAAUGAGUCAAAGGGCUGAAUGACCUCAGUCUGUACCAUUAUGACUCUAUGAAUGCCCUCAAGAAUCCAAUAAUCUGUCAGCAUAAACUGUCUAUACUUGUACAUGAAUGACAAUAAUGUGGCUGAGGUCAGCUGGCACCUCUGGAACUGCACCCCAGCAAACACCUUCAGGAAUAAGGAAGAAAAUUGAGGAUGAAAUAAAAGCUCCUGUCAGCAGCAAUAAUUUGAAAAUGAUUUCUAAUUAAAGACUUUCAAAAGAUGACCACAACGAGAGUGAUUAGCACUUUCGACAACAAAGAAACUAACCAAAACAUGACCAAUAGACAAUGACAAGCAUUUCACUAUCACCUUUAAUGUGGAGAAAUGCUACAUGUAGAAGUCAAAGGAAAUUCCUCAGCAAAAUCGGAGAUUUUAGCGAGGUCCAAUGGAGAAAUCUCGAAAAUCACAGAAAUCAUAAAAAAAUGAUAGAACAAUGAGUGAGACAAAGGGGGAAAUUAGUGAGUUUCUGUUUGGAUUGUUACCCUUGAAGUGACAAUGUCUGACUGUCUCAAUGUAAAUGUUAUUGUACAGUAAAGUUUUAUUUUCCCACUGUAAGAUAACAUGGGUGUAAAGCAGCAUGUUUAGAGAGCCACCUUGUGUAAAUACAUCCUCACUACUGUAUUGACGGGAGGGGUGAUUCAACAUUGAUCAACAUGCCUUGAGGCUGCGUGACCAAGAAGUGGCACCAAUAACACAAUGAGCAGAUGCCAAUGCAGCUGAGGUGGAUAGUGUGAGAGAGGAUUCUUCUUUGGAGACAGGGAAUACUGAUGGGGAAUACCAUUCCUGAGGGCAACCCAGGGCACAGGACAUAUAUCCAAGAUAAUUGGCUUACUGAGCAAUACCGGAGUAUUGAUUUAGGAAGCCGUCAAAUGUUCUGUUCCCAAUCACUAUCCAUUGAUGAGGUGAGACUAGGAUUGGAUGGAGAUGGGAUGCUCUCCAAUGGCUGGCUGACCCUCUCUAUCUGGGCUUAUUGGGAUGAAGUGUCACAAAGUGAGCGGAGCAUGUGGACUGUACCCUAGCACAGAAGAGUAAACUAGGGAAGGGGAAGUAAUUGUACUUUGAUUAGUUUUCUACCAGGAAACUAACCUUUCCUUCAGUCUCUGCAACACUCCUGCACAUCAAACUAUAGAUGAAGAACAGUGAAAUUGCUUCACAAAAUGUUUAGUUUGGACUCAUGUUUCUGUAGUCAAUUUCUGUAUUUAAAAAAAGUGCAGAAUUUGGUUUCAAAAUAUUCUAUUAUAGGUGUGCUUGAAUACAUUAACACAAGGAAACAUGCAGUAUAUCUUAAAGCCAAAGUUUAUGAGCUGUGUGUAGACCCUGAGUACUAGUCUCCAUUGCAGUAACAUUUACUGUAUUCCCAGGGCUGGACUUUUGGAGUGGACAGUCCAAUUCACUUUCUGAAGCAGCUGCUGUUGAGACUACAACAUUUCAUAAUUCACAUAAACCAAAACAAAAAUAGAACAUUCCUUCACUUGGGCACUUAUCAAGUGGAGUGGCAUAAUACCAUGUGGCUGAAAAUGCAACAAGACAACAUUUAACUAAAUUAUAAUGCUAAAUAACAGACCUUCAGCAACAGUCCUGCAAUUCCCAGGACAGGAGUGUACCCCACAUGCAGUCAGAGUCCUAAUGAUGUGGUAUUCUAGGCUUUUGGCUCAUUCUAAGUGGGACCUCAAAACCCUUCAGUGUUCUCUUCUUCUGCUUUACAAUUAUGACACAGUGUAAAUACAGAGAGAUGUAUAUAUAUGAAUUCUAUGUCCUUGCAUAAAAAAAACAAAGCCCUGUUUGUUGUAGAGUAUAAUCCUCGAUGUUGAUGAAUGUAUUAAUAGAUUUGUGUAAGGUAAAACAAGUUAUUGUGUGUAAUUUCUGGAAUUCAAUGGUGCAAAUGAAAUGAAAUAAUUUUUUUAAUGUCCAUGUGAAUUAAAGGUUGAAAAAAGGAACAUUA